ACACUCCGCAGCCUCGCCCUGCUGGCGGCAGCGGUGCUCGCCCGGGCUGAGACACCCGACAAGCUCCCACGCGCGGCCCCGUCAGGAACGGCCGCGUGGGAAGCGGCGCACUCGUCCGCUGCUGCCGCCGUGGCCAAGAUGUCGCAGCAGGACAAGGUCAACAUUGUCACGGGCGUCGGGUGGGACAAGGGACCGUGCGUGGGCAACACGCCAGCCAUCGGGUCCAUCAACUACCCGCAGCUCUGCCUCCAGGACGGACCGCUGGGCAUCCGCUUCGGCACGGGCACGACAGCCUUCACGCCGGGCAUCCAGGCGGCGUCGACAUGGGACGUCGACCUGAUCCGGCAGCGCGGCGCCUACCUGGGGGCUGAGGCCAGGGGGUGCGGCGUCCACGUCCUCCUUGGGCCUGUGGCCGGCGCCCUCGGGAAGAUGCCGCAGGCCGGGCGCAACUGGGAGGGCUUUGGGCCGGACCCGUACCUCACGGGCAUCGCCAUGGCCGAGACCAUCGAGGGGAUCCAGUCGGCGGGUGUGCAGGCGUGCGCCAAGCACUACAUCGCCAAUGAGCAGGAGCUGAACCGCGAGACCAUCAGCAGCAACGUCGACGACCGCACCAUGCACGAGCUGUACUUGUGGCCGUUCGCGGAUGCGGUGCACGCCGACGUGGCCAGCGUCAUGUGCAGCUACAACAAGCUCAACGGGUCGUGGGCGUGCGAGAGCGACGCGGCGCUCAACGGCUUGCUCAAGAAGGAGCUCGGCUUCCGCGGCUACGUGGUGACGGACUGGAAUGCGCAGCACACGACCGCGGGCGCCGCCAACAACGGCCUGGACAUGACCAUGCCCGGCAGCGACUACAACGGCAACAACGUGUUGUGGGGCCCGCAGCUCAACAACGCCGUCAACCGCAACCAGGUGUCCCAGGCCCGGCUCGACGACAUGGCCAAGCGGAUCCUGGCGUCGUGGUACCUGCUGGGCCAGAACGCCGGCUACCCGCCCAUCAACAUCCGCGCCAACGUGCAGGCCAACCACAAGGAGAACGUGAGGUCGGUGGCGCGCGACGGCAUCGUGCUGCUGCGCAACGAUGGGAUCCUUCCCUUAAAAAAGCCCGGCAAGCUGGCGCUCGUCGGGUCGGCCGCCGUCGUCAAUCCGCAGGGCAUGAACGCGUGCACCGACAAGGGCUGCAACACGGGCGCGCUCGGCAUGGGCUGGGGCUCCGGCUCGGUCAACUACCCUUACUUUGUGGCACCCUACGACGCGCUGCGGACACGGGCGCAAAGCGACGGCACCACGCUCGGCCUGCACAGCUCGGACAGCACCAACGGGGUGUCGGGCGUGGUGUCGGGCGCCGACGCCGCCAUCGUCGUGAUCACGGCCGACUCGGGCGAGGGCUACAUCACAGUCGAGGGCCACGCCGGCGACCGCAACCACCUCGAUCCGUGGCACAACGGCAACCAGCUGGUGCAGGCCGUGGCGGCGGCCAACAAGAACACGGUCGUGGUCGUGCACAGCGUGGGGCCCGUCAUCCUCGAGACCGUCCUCGCCACGCCGGGCGUCCGGGCCGUCGUGUGGGCGGGCCUGCCGAGCCAGGAGAACGGCAACGCGCUGGUCGACGUGCUGUACGGCCUGGUCGCACCGUCGGGCAAGCUGCCGUACACCAUCGCCAAGCGGCCCGAGGACUACGGCACGGCCAUCGUGCGGGGCAGCACGGAUUCGUUUGGUGAGGGCUUAUUCAUUGAUUAUCGCCAUUUCGACCAGGCCAAGAUCGAGCCGCGGUUUGAGUUUGGUUUUGGGCUGUCUUACACAAACUUCACCUACUCCUCCCUCACCAUCACCACCUCCAUCGAUUCCCUCACCCCGGGCCCAGCGAGCGGUCCCACCGUCCCGGGAGGGCCCUCCGACCUGUGGGACACCGUGGCGACGGUCACGGCAAAGAUCACCAACAGCGGCGCCGUGGCCGGCGCCGAGGUCGCCCAGCUGUACAUCACGCUGCCCUCAUCAUCCACACCGCCGAAGCAGCUGCGCGGGUUUGCCAAGCUGAAGCUGGAGCGCGGCGCGAGCGGGACGGCGACGUUUAAUCUGCGGAGGCGGGAUCUCAGUUACUGGGAUUCUGGGAGGCAGCAGUGGGUUGUGCCCGGGGGAGCUUUUGGGGUUGGGGUCGGCGCGAGUUCGAGGGAUGUUAGGUUGAGUGGGAGU
Molecule: messenger RNA, 2190 nt
Organism: Chaetomium strumarium
Lineage: Eukaryota; Fungi; Ascomycota; Sordariomycetes; Sordariales; Chaetomiaceae
Product: glycoside hydrolase superfamily
Exons: 2
Biological process (GO): glucan catabolic process
Molecular function (GO): beta-glucosidase activity
Source: RefSeq, a predicted model, not a curated record